ACUGAUCAAAAAUUGAAGUAGAAGAAGAAGAAGAAGGUUUACCAGAUUUUGAUUUUAUUGAGUGAUUCUGAAUAUAUAAUUCAGAAUUUGAAAGAAGAGUGAUGCAAUGAGGGAUGAGUAUUCAAAGAGAAGCAAGCUGUCUUGGUCCAGAAAAUUGGUUAGGAAAUGGUUCAGUUCAAAGGGAAAAGCUGUAGAAUUUGAAUCUGUUUAUGGAGGAAGUUAUGAGCGGAGAACAAGCAUCUUGGAGUGGGAACAUUGCGCAAUCAAGAAGACCAAAACAGAGAAAUCAACCAGGUGUAUGGAGCAUCUCCCACGGGGGAGUGUUAGUCUUGAUCGCCCUAAGAUUAUAAAUGUACAAGAUUAUAGACUCUUUGUGUCUACAUGGAAUGUGGGUGGAGAAUCGCCGCUAAGCAAUUUGAAUCUAGAUGAAUGGCUUCAUUCUUCACCCCCUGCAGAUAUCUAUGUGCUUGGAUUUCAGGAAAUUGUUCCUUUGAAUGCUGGUAAUAUCCUGGGAGCCGAAGACAGUGGCCCUGCUAAAAAGUGGAUCGCUUUGAUCGGGGAGACACUAAACAGCGGUCCUGGUACUAGUGGAGGUUAUGGUUGCUACUCUUCUUCUCCUGUUCCAAUUGCCGAGUGGAAUGCUGACUUUGAGGGGUCAAAUAGAUACAAAACAUCAUACUUCUCUCAUCGUCGGUCAGUUCAGACACCUCAGUAUGGAAGCAUGGAAAAUGAUCCAUCAAUCUCGCAACUUUGUGUGGAUGGACGAUACAGUGUUUGUGAUCGUGUAAUUUUUGGACAUAGGUUUAGUGAUUUUGAUCCUAAUAGGGAGCGGAAGCCAAGUGACUUUUCAUCUUCUCGCAGACCAAGUGACUAUACCUCUUUUCAUAGGCCAAGUGAUUAUUCAUCUGGUCAUAGGCCUAGUGACUAUUCCUGCGGACAAAGGCCAAGUGAUGUCUCCAGAUGGGGCUCAUCAGAUGAUGAGUAUGGACCUGGAGAUUCACCUACCGAUUCGUUUUCACCUGUAACGAAUAGAGGGUAUGCUCCUGCGGAAGAUGGUUAUAGAAUGCCCCGAAAUUCAACCUACUGUUUAGCAGCAAGUAAACAAAUGGUUGGUAUUUUUCUCACCGUAUGGGUGCGGGGUGAUUUGAGGGAACAUGUUCGGAAUCUGAAAGUAUCAUGUGUUGGCAGAGGGUUGAUGGGGUACCUUAGGAAUAAGGGAUCUAUUUCAAUGAGUAUGCAGUUGCAUCAAACAAGCUUUUGCUUUGUCUGCACUCACUUAACCUCUGGUCAGAAAGAGGGUGAUGAGUUGCGCAGAAAUUCUGAUGUCAUGGAGAUCCUAAAGAAGACAAGAUUUCCGCAAGUUAGUCGUGUGGAUGAAGAGAAGUCACCAGAAACUAUUCUUGAGCACGACCGGGUUAUUUGGCUUGGGGAUCUGAACUAUCGAAUUGCACUCUCUUAUCGUUCUGCAAAAGCACUUGUUGAGAUGCAAAACUGGAGAGCAUUGUUGGGAAAUGACCAGCUGAGGUUAGAACAGAGACGUGGUCGAGUUUUUGAGGGAUGGAAAGAAGGAAAGAUAUAUUUCCCACCAACAUAUAAAUAUUCUAGGAAUUCAGAUAGGUAUUCAGUUGAUGACAUGCAACCAAAGGACAAGCGUAGAACACCUGCAUGGUGUGAUCGUAUUUUGUGGCAUGGUGGGGGUCUCCAACAGUUGUCUUAUGUCCGUGGGGAGUCUAGAUUUUCAGAUCAUAGACCUGUUUUCAGUAUGUUUUUGGCCGAGGUUGAAUCAGAACACAUUAGAUUGAGGAAAGUGAGACGUUCAAGCUCAAGAAUUGAGGUGGAGGAGCUCUUGCCUUACUCACAUGGUUAUACCGAACUAUGCUUCUUUUGAAGUAGAAGUGAGGACAUAAAUCCUCAGUGUCUGGUGUACUCCCCUUUUUUGUCUAGAUUCGGGCAGGCGUUGCUUUGGAAAACUCAACCACAAAGGGAUACUGGGGACCAUCCAUAUCCCACAAAUUGAAAAAGAAUCUUCGAGCUUGGUGGCUUUGGUGAGAUUAUGGCCAGCCAUGCAAGAGAGCACGGUGUGUCAACACAGUUGAUGUCUGAGCUGUGGCUACGAGUCUGCUUUUGGUAUCUCAGUUAUGGAAGAUCAAGUUGUUGUAGGUCCUUGAGAAGGUGAAGUUAACUACAGUCAACAGAACAAACUGUCUUUGGGACUCUUUUCCCCUUGAGCAUUGGAAGCUGAAGCUAAUGCCUCGCCACGAUACUAAUUAGCUUCUUCUUGUUUGGUCAAUUUUUAACAAGAUGAGCUCGAGCUACGGUUAAAUAGGACUACCAAGAGAGAAAAUGACAGUUCAAUUUGUUUUAGACCAAAGAUUCAACGGCAUAAAGAGAACCAGACAUGGUGGAAAGUUAUCAUGUUUGAUUAUCUGGUGUGUACUCUAUUACAAACUUCAGAGGAACACAAAAACACAAACUAAGAAAACAAAGAACAGAUUGUUAUACCUCAUUUUAACUUGAGGUUCGUACUGUGUACAACAUAUUGGUGAAUCUUGAUUCUAUUUUAAAGAAUCGCCACCUAAUUAUGUUAAAAGGUGAAUUAGGACAUCUAUUUUACUAAA
Molecule: messenger RNA, 2618 nt
Organism: Solanum lycopersicum (tomato)
Lineage: Eukaryota; Viridiplantae; Streptophyta; Magnoliopsida; Solanales; Solanaceae
Gene: 5PT3
Product: inositol-1,4,5-triphosphate-5-phosphatase
Biological process (GO): phosphatidylinositol dephosphorylation
Molecular function (GO): phosphatidylinositol-4,5-bisphosphate 5-phosphatase activity; inositol-polyphosphate 5-phosphatase activity; phosphatidylinositol-3,4,5-trisphosphate 5-phosphatase activity
Source: RefSeq, marked validated